This is a messenger RNA of Rangifer tarandus platyrhynchus (Svalbard reindeer), 513 nucleotides long. NCBI's taxonomy places the organism in Eukaryota, Metazoa, Chordata, Mammalia, Artiodactyla, Cervidae. The record is from the annotation of a GenBank genome assembly.
AUGGUCCUUAACCUCCGGUUACCCUGCUGGGCCUUAGGGAAACUGUCGCCUGGCCCCACAGAACAACCACAUUCAUCCAGACGUCCAUCCGUGCUUUCAACCAUGCGUGUGUGCAUCCGUCAUUCCAUCUACCACUGUUUUAAGCGCUCAGUGGGUGAUGCGGGCGCCUGCUGGGAAGGGUCAUCUGCUUUACUCAUUCUGCUGAUUCAAAUGCUAAUUUCUGAAGAAGAUGUGCUGCUGGAUUUGAAUCCGGGCAUUCUGGCUCUGAGGAUCCGCAGCCCAGAGCCCAGCGAGCACAGCUGGCUCACUCUUGAAACCAGAGACUCCUGGCUUCCAAAGCUCAUCAUGAAACCAGCGCUAACAGAGAGAUACACUAAAAGGAAACGAGAGAAGUACGAAGCUCUCAAGGAGUCGAAGGCAGUGUCCCCGGGCCCAGGAAGGGCCUGCUCUAUUUCAGCGUCACAAUCCAGGACCCACGAGUCAACUAAGACCCCAGAAGAGUCUGUUCAUUAG